UGGCUGUACGUAUGAUGGAGGUUCAGUCAAGCACAAGCAGCCAUUGGAACUAGAUAAGCUGUUUGUUGACAUUAUUUAGUUUUUUUUUUCCUUUGGAGGGCCUUUAUUUGUGGUAAAGUGUCCUAUUUGUCAUAUUUUUUUAGAAUUUAUCUUUAGUGGUUCGAUAUGGAGAUGAAGAAGAGAAUCAGUUUGGAAUUAAGAAACAGGAAUCCUUCAGAGGUGUCAGAUUUAGUGGUUGAUAACUGUCGUUCUAGUGAUGGAGAGGUUGAAGGUCUCACAGAGGAUUUUAAAGAUUUACAGUUCCUUAGCAUGAUAAAUAUAGGCCUAACUUCAUUGGCAAAGCUGCCCACUUUCAGUAAACUUAGAAAGUUGGAGCUGAGUGACAAUAACAUUUCAGGAGGAUUGGAGACUCUAGCCGAAAAGUGUCCUAACUUGACUGAAUUGAAUCUAAGUGGAAACAAGAUCAAGGAUUUGAGUACAGUGGAAGCUUUGAAAAAUCUUAACAACCUCAAGAGCCUGGACCUUUUCAAUUGUGAGAUUGCAAACCUUGCAGAUUACAGAGAAGUUAUCUUUAAAUUGCUGCCUCAAAUUAUAUACUUGGAUGGUUUCGACCAAGAAGAUAAUGAAGCACCAGAUUCUGAAGCAGAAGCUGAUUGCAAUGAAGAUGGUAGUGCUGGCCCUACUGGAGAUUAUGAAGAAGAUGAAGAGGAGGAAGAGGAUGUUUCUGAUGGUGAAGAAGAAAUUGGUCUCUCUUACCUCAUGAAAUCAGAAAUACUUCAGGAUGAAGAAGAUGAUGAAGACUAUGUUGAAGAGGACGAGGAAGAUGAUGAGGAUGUAGAUGAAGAUGAUGACAUAGUUCAUGGAGAAAAGAGGAAACGAGAUCCAGAAGAUGAUGGAGAUGAAGAUGAUUAACUCUUACAGAUUAAUCAGUAGAAAAGUGUACAAUGUUCCUCAUUCCCCAUAUACAGGAAUUAUAGAACAACUCAUUUUUUCAACUUUUUCAUAUAUAUGACUGUUUUUGUGUUGGUACAUAUUUGCAGACAAACACUGCAUAAUCUUUUCUAUUAAUGGCUAGUUUAAAAUCAUUCCAAGUCAAUCUUGUUUUCCUGUUUAAGUUAUUUUAUAAUAACUUUGUGGAUUGUGUUUUAUUGAGAAAAAAGGCAGGCGUUGUCUUGGUUGUCCAAAAUAUCCACAUAUCUCAUCUCAUCCUUCACCACUAAGCAGCUAUAAAUUUCUACUUAACUGGUAAAAGAAAAAAAGUGUUUUAAGUUUCAAUGUGUCAUGUUUGUUUUCAUCCCUCCCCCACCCCACGAAGCCAUCCCAGCCUGUGGCCCUCUGUUUAUUAAAGAUCAUUCACUUAUUUAUGUUUGAGGUAAUCAGGCUACAGUGUUCUUGUUUGGAUUUUAUUUGUGAUCAUAUCAUUGUCAACCAGUGUGUUUCCUUCUACCAUAUAGUUACUAUAGCCAGAAUGUGCUUUUAUUUCAUUUUUGGAUGAGAUGGGCAGAGUAGUUGACCCUUUUUUAAUGGGAAGUGUUUAAAAUAAAUUGCAGUUAAUAGGAUUUUUAAAAAGAAAUGAAACAUGUAUAGUUCAUUGUUUGUAUUGCAGUAUGUAUGUAUAUAGUUUUGCUUUCAGUAUUUUUUGAAAAAUUUGGAGCUUUUGGUUUUGUUAUUCUUUAGAAGUUUUUAAUAAAAACAUAGGUCAGAAGAUUGUUAAUGUUUGCCACUUGAUUUAAUUUUUAUUUAGUGAUUAUAUGUGUGUUUCUUACAAUUUGUGAUUUAUAUUUCUUGAAAGCUUCUAAGAAAAGUUUAAAUAAAUGUUGGGGCUUUAAUAAAUAUUGUGUUUGGGG
Molecule: messenger RNA, 1847 nt
Organism: Polypterus senegalus (gray bichir)
Lineage: Eukaryota; Metazoa; Chordata; Cladistia; Polypteriformes; Polypteridae
Gene: anp32e
Product: acidic (leucine-rich) nuclear phosphoprotein 32 family, member E
Exons: 7
Coding region: 166-912 (248 amino acids)
Biological process (GO): regulation of apoptotic process
Cellular component (GO): nucleus
Molecular function (GO): phosphatase inhibitor activity; histone binding
Source: RefSeq, a predicted model, not a curated record